Solanum pennellii is the source of this 1346-nucleotide messenger RNA. RefSeq names its product E3 ubiquitin-protein ligase AIRP2-like. The record is from RefSeq and is a predicted model, not a curated record. Gene Ontology annotation, molecular function: ubiquitin protein ligase activity. Gene Ontology annotation, biological process: protein ubiquitination. Lineage: Eukaryota; Viridiplantae; Streptophyta; Magnoliopsida; Solanales; Solanaceae. The transcript has 5 exons. Bases 145 to 900 code for a protein of 251 amino acids.
GCCAAGUUAUAAUCAUUAAGCUAUCUUAACCAACCACUCCUUUUUCCCCUUAUUAAUAAUAAUAAAUAUAGCUAUACUUUGAAAACAUCAUCCAAAAAGACCCUUUCAAAGUUAAAAAAAAAAGAAUAAAAAAAUUGAGAAUAAAUGUGGCAGAAUCAUAGCCAAAAUUCUUCCUUUAGAGAAUCCAUCAAAGCCCUUGAAGCUGAUGUUCAACAUGCCAAUACUAUGGCAGCAGCUCUUCCCCGGGAUCUCGAUGGAGAUUGUGUUCAGAUGAAAGUUUCGUAUGGUUUUCUUGCCCCCUUCUUACUGUUUCUGAUAGAAUGGAUGGACUAUAGUUGUUUAGAUACUCUAGCUAGUUGCUUAGGACUCCUUCACAUCCUUGUUUACAAGGUUUAUGUUGAUGGAAUGCCAACAAUGCCUCCACAAGAAAGGAAAGCCACAAUUAGAGAAUUCUACGCCAUUAUAUAUCCUUCACUAAAGCAGCUGGAGGGGAAUUUAGUGGAAUUAAUGAAGGAGAAUACUAAAGUAACUCAACUCUCCAACACUUCAAAUGGAAGAGUGGAAGAGAAAAGACAGUCAUGUAAAAGUAUUCCGGGAGAAGAAGACGAAUGUGGUAUAUGCAUGGAGACUGGCUCCAAGAUAGUAUUGCCUAAUUGUAGCCAUUCCAUGUGUGUUGGCUGUUUCCACGACUGGUACAUCCGGUCUCAAUCAUGCCCUUUUUGUCGAGGUAGUCUAACGAGAGUCAACUCCAGAGACUUGUGGGUUCUAACUAGUGACUGUGAUGUGGUUGAUAGCACCACACUAGAGCAGGAGAACGUAAGGCGGUUCUACCUUUAUAUUGAUAAGUUGCCACUUGCCGUCCCUGACACCAAUGUUAUGCUUUACGAUUACAUGAUAUAGACUUGGAAGUGGAAGCACUAAUAUCAUGCAUGCUAGCUAGCUGACCUACUUCAGGUGAAUAAAGGGUCUCACUCGUAUUGUACAUAGUUAACGAAACAACUAGCUAGCUAUCGAUACUGCAAACUCAAAGCUACAGAGCCGAGGUGUCUGUGGAAUGACUAAUCUUCACACAUGUUAGCUCGAUGCAAUUAUGUGACGGAGUUUGAGCUAAAUUAUGUAUAGAGUCAUGAAAGUAGAAAGUAUAGAGAUAUUCCUGACAUUCAACUCAGUUUUUUUUUGGAACCUGAGUGUUGAAAUGGGAAGAGAAAAGACUAAAUGUCUUUUGUCAAAUGCUGCUUGUUAUGCUUGUACAGUAUUUUACUAUGGAAUUACAGAAGGUAUAUAGCGAAAACUCAUGGUUGUAACUUCAUUUGUUUAGUCAGAAAGAUAAACGUAAGGUCUGCAUA